Molecule: messenger RNA, 432 nt
Organism: Dryobates pubescens (Downy woodpecker)
Lineage: Eukaryota; Metazoa; Chordata; Aves; Piciformes; Picidae
Gene: NDUFA5
Product: NADH:ubiquinone oxidoreductase subunit A5
Exons: 5
Coding region: 49-399 (116 amino acids)
Biological process (GO): respiratory electron transport chain
Source: RefSeq, a predicted model, not a curated record
CUGCCCCGCGUCCUGCGGUGGGCGGCGGAGGUGCCGCGUAUCGCGACCAUGGCGGGGGCACUGAAGAAGACCACUGGACUUGUAGGAUUGGCUGUAUCUGAAAACCCUCAUGAGCGCCUGCGAAUACUGUACACAAAAAUCCUUGGGGUCCUGCAGAAUAUUCCCAAAGAUGCAGCAUACAGGAAAUACACUGAGCAGAUUGUAAAUGAGCGAUUCAGUUUGGUGCAAAAGGAAACCGAUGUGCAAAAACUAGAGGACAAACUGAAUAGUGGUCACAUAGAAGAAGUCAUUGUACAGGCUGAAAAUGAGCUUUCCUUGGCAAGAAAGAUGAUGCAGUGGAAACCAUGGGAACCUCUAGUUGAAGAACCUCCUGCUGACCAGUGGAAAUGGCCAAUAUAAUUUUCAAAAUGGUACAACCUCUUGAAAGUUUAA